AUGGCAUUCGAUCGUUACGUUGCCAUUUGUAAGCCUCUAAGAUACAGCAUCAUCCUCAAUAACACACGAAUAGCUAAGCUAGGGUUCGUGGUUUUGAUAAGAGCUGUUCUCUUCAUUCUUCCCCUGGUCCUGCUCCUGAGCCGGCAGCCAUUCUGUGCGAAUCACAUUAUCCCCCACACUCAAUGCGAGUACAGUUCUGUGGUGAAGAUGUCGUGUGGGGACAUUACGGUGAACAGGAUAUACAGCUUGGUGCUAUUCUUUGUAGUCAACAUUUCAGACCUGACGCUCAUUGCCCUGUCCUAUGGUCUGAUCAUCAAGGCUGUUCUCAGACUCUCCUCCAAGAAAGCCAAUCAGAAAGCCCUCAACACCUGCACAGCCCACAUCUGUGUGAUGCUGACGUAUUAUACUCCCAGCCGCUUUUCCAACCUGACAAACCGGUUCGGUCAGGGCAUCGCUCCCCACAUUCACAUCAUCUUGGCUGACCUCUAUCUCCUCAUCCCGCCCAUGCUCAACCCAAUUAUUUAUGGGGUCAAAUCCAAAGAGCUUCGUGAGAAAGUGGGCAAAUACAUCUGCAGAAAGUGA
Messenger RNA from Chrysemys picta bellii (western painted turtle), 582 nucleotides. RefSeq names its product olfactory receptor 52E2-like. The record is from RefSeq and is a predicted model, not a curated record. NCBI's taxonomy places the organism in Eukaryota, Metazoa, Chordata, Testudines, Emydidae. Gene Ontology annotation, biological process: G protein-coupled receptor signaling pathway. Gene Ontology annotation, molecular function: G protein-coupled receptor activity; olfactory receptor activity. Gene Ontology annotation, cellular component: plasma membrane.